Molecule: messenger RNA, 1659 nt
Organism: Acanthamoeba castellanii str. Neff
Lineage: Eukaryota; Discosea; Longamoebia; Acanthamoebidae
Product: pentatricopeptide repeat domain containing protein
Exons: 8
Coding region: 1-1659 (552 amino acids)
Molecular function (GO): protein binding
Source: RefSeq, a predicted model, not a curated record
AUGAACGCCUACGCCCAGCGCGGGCAUCUACGUCGGGCGCUGAGUCUCUACGCGCGCAUGAAGGAGUGGCGGGUACGGCCAUCAGCCCACACGUUCUCCAUCCUCUUCAACGCCUACGCCAACCUGGCCCAGCCUUCGCCCUCCUACCUGCCCAAGCUCAAGCAACUCAAGGACCAGGAGAUGCCCAAGUACGGAGUGGUGCCGUCGGUGGAAAUCUACAACGUGCUGCUGAAGGCCUACCUCGCUCUGGACCCGGAGAAGAGCCACCAGGAGCUCAAGAGCGUGAUCGCCGAGAUGCAGGAGUACAGGCUCAAGCCCGACGCCAUCACUUACACCCUGUGGAUGGCCACCGCCGCACGAGGCAUUGCCAACAAUCCGAAGGCGACGGUCGACGUGGCCGCCGCGUUCGAGGUGUGGGACGAGAUGAAGAAGAACCGCGUCCAUCCCAACCUGCGCGGAUACAACGAACUGCUCAAGAUCUGCAAUGAGGGAUCGUCCGAGGACCGCGACAUCGCCUUUGAGUUGUACAAGGAGAUGCUGGUCGAAGGGGUCACGCCCGACCACCACACGUUCGACAUUCUGCUCAUGACGUGCUGGAAGCAACGCAAGUUUGAACUUGCCAACGAGCUCUUUGACAAGGCCGUGCAGCUCAACGCCGACAACAAGGGAAAGCUGGUGGAGCUAGACACGCAUCUGUGCAACUCGGCGUUGAGGGUAUGCACCAGGAAUGAAGGCAAGAGGGGGCCGGGCCGCAAGAGCGGAAGCGCGGAAGCCAAUCAAUACCUCCUCGACGUCAUCUCCAAGAUCACGAAGGUGAUGUUCCGCAAGCACUUGCCCUACGACGAGGAGACCUACGCGCUCCUCAUUUCGGCCUACACUCGAGCGGGCGCCAAGGAAAAGGCGACGAGCACCUUUGCCGACAUGCAGUCCAAGGGCCAGGUGCGGAUCUCCAAGAAGACCAUCGGCGCGCUGCUUGUGACGUGCAGAGAGAGUAAUGACGUAGAGGAGGUGAAGAAAGUGAUGGACCUGGCAAAGGACCGACGCGUGCGACUGACGGACUCGAUGGUGGAGGAGGCCAAGACCAUCUUCAUCAAGAACAAGCGCUACCAGGAGUGGACGCGGGUCGAGCGCGACCUCGCCGAGUGGCUGCCCACCGCCACAGCCGACUAUGCCACGAAGGGCAAAAGGCGAGCGAGCGCGGUCGAGGGCGGUGACGAAGAUGAUGAAGAUGACAUCAACAACGACAUCGAGGCCGCCAGUGUCAGCAAGCACCCCAAGGCAACAACGAGGAGGUCGUCGUCGGCCUUUGGCAAGCCGGCCCGGCCCGGCCCCUAUGCGGAGGGAAGAAGCGGCAGCAGGGAGAGGGCUAGAGAAGAAGGACCACGACGGCCAGAGGGAGGUGAAGAGAGCGCGAGGCAAGAAAGAAGGCGGCGAUGGAGGGAAGAACGAAGCGGAGGCGCCGGCGGCGGCGAGAAGGCGCAAAGGCGAAGCCGACCCGGCCGGGAACCCAAAGAUCGAGUCUCCGCGAAGAACUACUACAAGGACACGCGGGUGAAGUCGCCGUCGGCCACAGGCAGGAAGAGCUUCGGCGGUGCGCCUAAACCCCACGCCGGCCGGAGGAAGUCACCGCCCUCCUCUCUCGCCCGUAAUGAGGACUAG